This is a messenger RNA of Durio zibethinus, 388 nucleotides long. RefSeq lists its product as uncharacterized. NCBI's taxonomy places the organism in Eukaryota, Viridiplantae, Streptophyta, Magnoliopsida, Malvales, Malvaceae. The record is from RefSeq and is a predicted model, not a curated record.
GAAAAGAAAAGUCCGGACGUUGACUCAUAUCUCUGCUUUUCCCGCUAUGCCCUUUUCUCUCAUCACUAUUUACUGAAAAACCACCAAAUUUCUUUCUCAAAGUUCUCAGCUGAGCUUACCAUCAGUUCCCAAACCUUGGCCGAGGCAAGGGAGUGAAAAUGACAGCAGAAGAAGCAGCGGGUCCGCCCGGCCCCAAAGUCCUCCGCCUCCUCAUCUUCGUCGGCGCCGGAUUUCUCUUUACCAUCGGAAUUAACAAAUGGCGAGAGCUAGAGCGAAAAUCGAUUCAACAACGACAAGAAAUUCAUCAGCAACAGGAAAUUUUAAGUUCUGCUAAUGCUGCAACUAAACCCAUCAAAUAAUCUCUCAGGUUUUUAAUUUUGAAAAAAAA